ACAUGGCCAAAUUGUAUAAAUAGGACUGCGAAACCGUGUAGAAUCCAAGUUGCGCUGGAAAGCGCUUCGGCCGAUUAUACUCAGCCAUGCCAGAAUGCAAUUGAUUCUCUCCCGAUUGUUUACAUAUUUCACAAAACCAAUGUGUUGAUUUUCGUUAUAGUAUUCACAGUUGGAUGUUCGGACAUCAUCAGAAAUUGAAAGAUCUAACUUAGAGUGUUUGAUAUAAUCCAUCGCAGGAAGAAUGGCGACUCUACUCUAUAACGAUUCCAAAGCGCCGAUGCGAAAUGUCAGACGUGUGCAGUUUGGUGUUCUCAGCCCAGACGAAGUGAGGCGGAUGUCUGUGACAGAAGGUGGUAUCCGCUACUCUGAGGUAAUGGAAGCUGGCAAGCCCAAGCUCGGUGGAUUGAUGGACCCGAGACAAGGAGCCAUUGAUCGAACCUCAAGAUGUCAAACUUGUGCAUGUAACCAAACAGAUUGCCCAGGUCACUUUGGUCAUAUGGAGCUUGCCAAGCCUGUCUUUCAUAUUGGAUUCUUAACCAAAUCUAUCAAGGUUCUGAGAUGUGUCUGCUUCUUCUGCUCUAAGCUCUUGGUGGAUGCAAACCAUCCGAAGAUCAAGGAGGUCAUCAACAAGACAAAGGGUCAACCCAGGAAGCGCCUGUUGCAUGUCUACAAUGAAUGUAGGAAGAAGAAGAUGUGCGAAGGUGGGGAGGAGAUGGACCAAACCUUUGAUGCAAACCUCACCCAGAGGGAAGGGGAAGAGGUCCCAGAAAAGAAAGUGAGUCAUGGAGGUUGUGGUCGCUACCAGCCUCAGAUCCGCCGCAGCGGUCUAGACCUGACAGCAGAAUGGAAACACGUCAACGAAGAUUCCCAAGAAAAGAAGAUCGUCCUCACUGCCGAGCGGGUGCAUGAGAUCUUCAAGCGUAUUUCCGAUGAGGAGUCCAUAGCCCUUGGAAUGGACCCCAAGUACACCCGUCCCGAUUGGAUGAUCAUUACUGUGCUUCCUGUCCCUCCGCUCUGCGUUAGACCUGCCGUUGUCAUGUUUGGAUCAACAAGGAAUCAGGAUGAUCUGACCCACAAGUUGGCCGAUAUCAUGAAGAUUAACAACCAGCUGAAACGAAACGAACAGAAUGGAGCUGCGGCACACAUCAUUGCUGAGGAUACAAGGAUGUUACAGUUUCAUGUUGCCACAAUCAUUGACAAUGAACUUCCAGGGUUGCCAAGGGCUAUGCAAAAGUCUGGCAGACCUCUGAAAUCCAUCAAGCAGCGUUUAAAGGCCAAGGAAGGACGUAUCCGUGGUAACCUGAUGGGUAAGCGUGUCGACUUCUCUGCCCGUGCCGUUAUCACCCCGGAUCCAAAUCUCAUGAUUGAUCAGGUGGGUGUACCAAGGACCAUCGCCACCAACCUCACAUAUCCAGAGAUUGUUACGCCGUUCAACAUUGCCAAAUUACAAGAGUUGGUGUCAAGGGGUCACAACCAGUACCCGGGUGCCAAGUACAUCAUCAGAGACAAUGGAGAAAGGGUAGACCUUCGCUUCCAUCCUAAACCGAGUGAUCUACAUCUUCAGUGUGGAUAUAAGGUUGAGAGGCAUUUGCGUGAUGAUGAUGUGGUUAUCUUCAACCGUCAACCCACACUUCAUAAAAUGUCUAUGAUGGGUCACAGAGUCAAGGUCUUGACAUGGUCAACCUUCCGUCUCAAUCUUAGUGUAACCACGCCCUACAACGCUGACUUUGACGGAGACGAGAUGAACCUUCACGUUCCUCAGUCCAUGGAGACGAGAGCGGAGGUGACGGAGAUCAUCAUGGUACCUCGUAACAUGAUCACACCCCAGUCCAACAGGCCUGUCAUGGGUAUCGUACAGGACUCCUUGUGUGCCAUUAGGAAGUUUACCAAGAGGGAUGUCUUCAUCGACAAGCCCAAUGUGAUGAACCUUUUGCUCUUCCUGCCUAACUGGGAUGGUAAAAUCCCCAAGCCAGCCAUCCUGAAGCCCAAACCACUAUGGACAGGCAAGCAGCUUCUAACACUGGUCAUCCCAGACAAUGUCAAUUGUAUAAGAUUCCACAGCGCUCAUCCCGACGGAGAGAAUGGAGGUCCAUACCAGUGGCUGUCUCCAGGAGACACAAAGGUGUACAUUGUCAAUGGAGAGCUGAUCAGUGGCAUUGUGUGCAAGAAAACUGUUGGUGCCUCGGGAGGAUCACUGGGUCAUAUCAUUUUCAUGGAGAGGGGUCAUGAGAUUGCAAAGGAGUUCUACAGUGUUGUUCAGGUUCUCGUGAACAACUGGCUGCUCCUAGAAGGUCACUCUAUCGGUAUUGGUGAUUGUAUUGCCGAUGCCACCACCUACGAGGACAUCCAGAACACCAUCCGCAAAGCAAAGCAGGAUGUGAUUGAGGUCAUUGAGAAGGCUCAUAAUGAUGAACUUACCCCCACACCAGGAAACACACUCAGACAGACCUUUGAAAAUCAGGUGAACAGGCUGCUGAAUGAAGCUCGUGACAAGACUGGUGGCAGUGCUCAGAAGAGUUUGUCAGAGUUCAACAACUUCAAGACUAUGGUGGUGGCUGGUUCUAAAGGUUCCAAGAUCAAUAUCUCACAGGUUAUCGCCUGUGUGGGUCAGCAGAACGUUGAAGGUAAGCGAAUCCCCUUUGGUUUCCGCCAUCGCACGUUGCCUCAUUUCAUCAAAGAUGACUACGGUCCAGAGAGUAGAGGAUUUGUGGAGAACUCUUACCUUGCCGGUCUCACGCCGUCUGAGAUGUUCUUCCACGCCAUGGGAGGACGUGAGGGUCUCAUUGAUACUGCUGUCAAGACUGCCGAAACUGGUUACAUCCAGCGUCGUCUGAUCAAAGCUAUGGAGAGUGUAAUGGUACGCUACGAUGGUACGUGUAGAAACAGCAACGAUCAUCUUGUCCAGCUGAGGUAUGGUGAAGAUGGUCUCGAUGGUACUUCCGUAGAGUUCCAGAACCUGGCUUCACUCAAACCCUCUCACAAGGCAUUUGAAAAGAGGUUCAAAUUCGACUACAACAAUGAAAGGAUGCUAAGACGAUGUUUCAAUGAGAAGAUUGUAAAGGAUGUGGUAGCCAAUGCCCAUGUCCAUCUAGAGCUCGAGAAAGAGUACGAUCAGCUGAAGGAGGACAGAGAAAUCCUUAGAAAGAUCUUCCCCAAGGGAGAAAGCAAGGUGGCUCUUCCAUGCAACUUGGAUCGUAUGAUCUGGAAUGCACAACAGAUCUUCCAUAUCAACACAAGAUUGCCAUCUGAGCUUCAUCCAAUUCAUGUCAUAGAGGGUAUACGUGAUCUGAAGAGGAAGCUGAUGGUCGUGAAGGGUGAAGAUCGCAUCAGUAGGCAGGCCCAGGAGAAUGCCACCUUCCUCAUCAAUUCUCUCAUCCGCUCGACGCUCUGCUCUACGAGAGUGGCCCAGGAGUACAAGCUCUCUCCAGAGUCCUUUGAAUGGCUCCUGGGAGAAAUAGAGACCAGGUUCAACCAAUCCUUGGCCAUGCCAGGUGAGAUGGUAGGAGCCCUUGCUGCCCAAUCCCUGGGAGAACCUGCCACUCAGAUGACCCUCAACACCUUCCAUUUUGCUGGUGUGUCUGCCAAGAACGUAACCCUUGGUGUGCCGCGUCUGAAAGAAAUCAUCAACAUCUCCAAGAAGCCGAAGACUCCAUCCCUGACCUGCUUCUUGCUUGGCAAGGCUGCCAGGGAUGCAGAGAGAGCCAAGGACAUCCUGUGUCGUCUGGAGCACACGACUCUUCGCAAGGUGACAGCCAAUACAGCCAUCUACUACGACCCAGAGCCUCAGAGCACAGUCAUUGCCGAGGACCAAGAUUGGGUGAAUCUCUACUACAUGAUGCCUGACUUUGACACAACACGCAUCUCGCCCUGGCUGUUGAGGGUGGAGCUGGAUCGGAAGAGGAUGACUGAUCGCAAGCUUAGCAUGGAACAGAUUGCUGAGAAGAUCAACGCGGGUUUUGGCGACGAUCUCAACUGCAUCUUCAACGACGACAAUGCCGAGAAGCUAGUGCUCAGGAUACGUAUCAUGAAUAGCGAUGAAAACAAGUUCCAAGAUGAAGAGGAACAGGUUGACAAGAUGGAGGAUGAUGUGUUCUUGAGGUGCAUUGAAUCUAACAUGCUGACUGACAUGACACUGCAGGGCAUUGAACAGAUCGCAAAGGUAUACAUGCAUCUGCCUCAGGUUGCUAAUAAGAAGCGUAUCAUCAUAACGGAGGAAGGCGAGUUCAAACACAUAGCAGAAUGGAUCUUAGAAACUGAUGGUACGGCUAUGAUGAAGGUACUCAGUGACCCGGAAGUCGACCCUGUCAGGACAUUCUCCAAUGAUAUCUGUGAAAUAUUUCAGGUAUUGGGCAUUGAAGCUGUGCGUAAGUCAGUCGAGACUGAGAUGAACCACGUCAUUUCAUUCGACGGUUCCUAUGUAAACUAUCGUCAUUUGGCUCUGCUUUGUGAUGUCAUGACGGCAAGAGGUCAUCUUAUGGCUAUCACCCGUCAUGGAAUCAACAGACAGGACGUUGGCGCCCUCAUGAGGUGUUCCUUUGAAGAGACAGUGGACAUCCUGAACGAUGCCGCUGCUCACGGUGAGACGGAUUACCUGAAGGGCGUGAGCGAGAAUAUCAUGCUUGGCAAGCUAGCCGGGCUUGGUACGGGUUCAUUUGAUCUGCUGCUCGAUGCAGAGAAGUGUAAACAUGGCAUGGAGAUCCCCAUGGGAAUGGGAGCAGGACUAGUUGGUAUGCCUGGUAUGUUGUUCGGUGCUAUGGGUUCCCCGUCACAGAGUAUGUCGCCACAGAUGACACCGUGGAACCAAGGAUCUACCCCAGCCUAUGGCGCAAGUUGGUCACCAAUGGGGAGUGGUAUGACACCAGGAGGACCAGGAUUUAGUCCUGCCAGUUCAGACGUCACCGGGUUCAGUCCGGCUUACAGUCCAGCUUGGUCACCGCAACCCCAAUCCCCAGGCUCUCCAGCAGCCAGUCCUUACAUUCCAUCUCCAGCUGGACCUAUGUCACCAAGCUACUCCCCAGCUUCGCCAUCUUACCUCCCAGCGUCACCAGCAACCCCUCAGAGUCCUGGGUAUUCCCCUACAUCUCCAUCAUACUCACCAACUAGUCCCGGUUACUCACCAGCCAGUCCUAGCUACUCACCGACGAGUCCAAGUUAUUCACCGACUUCGCCAAGUUACUCCCCAACCUCGCCGAGCUAUAGCCCGACUAGUCCAAGCUAUAGUCCAACGAGUCCAAGCUAUUCACCAACCUCCCCCAGCUACUCUCCAACGAGCCCAAGCUACAGCCCGACCUCUCCAAGUUACUCUCCAACAAGUCCAAGCUAUAGUCCGACAAGUCCUAGCUAUUCGCCGACGAGUCCUUCAUACUCGCCCACGUCACCAAGCUACAGUCCAACGUCGCCUAGCUAUUCUCCGACCAGCCCGUCAUACUCCCCAACAUCUCCAAGUUACAGUCCUACAUCACCUAGCUAUUCACCAACAAGCCCCAGCUAUUCGCCAACUAGUCCCAGCUACUCCCCUAGUUCUCCCAAGUACUCUCCGACUAGCCCUUCGUACAGCCCAACCUCUCCUAGCUAUUCGCCCCAGUCACCCAGCUAUAGUCCAGGAUCACCCAGCUACUCCCCAUCUAGCCCCAAGUACUCACCUACCAGUCCCUCGUACAGUCCCACCUCGCCCAGUUACAGCCCAACGUCGCCCAACUACAGUCCCACCAGCCCGACCUACUCCCCAGCAAGCCCUAGCUACUCUCCCACGAGUCCCAAGUACUCGCCCUCCAGCCCCAAGUACUCUCCCACCAGCCCUUCCUACUCCCCGACAUCCCCCAAAUACAGCCCAGCAUCACCCACGUACUCCCCUACCAGUCCCAAGUACAGUCCUAGCUCCCCUACCUACUCCCCGACAAGCCCCAAGGGUUCUACAUACUCACCUACUUCACCCAGUUACUCUCCAACUUCUCCCUCUUAUAGUCCUACAAGCCCAGGUAUGGAUGAUGACGAUGAUGAAGAUUAGAUUCUACUUAAAUAGGAUGGUCCAACAUCUGCUAUUCAUGUUGCCUUUCGAUGUCAUAGCCUGUGCUUGAAAAUGGACAAUGCCAAUAGGCUUUUGAUGAAUAUUCUUGUUACAGUUGUUGAACUAUUAUAUUCUCUGAUUGUUUUCAUAUGCUUAAGAGCAAGAGAUAAAACUUUGCUGUUUUGUAAUUCUUGUUCUUCAAAACUUUCUGCUGUUACAGAAGAUAAUACUGAGAAGAAUAAGUUGAUUCAUUUUUCUUUAGAUGUGUGCUUUUAGGUAUUUUAUGAUCUUGAGAAAUGUUUUUGAAUCAGAAUGAUUAUAUUGUAAAUUGAUGGAAUCUAUUAAGCAUUUGAUGAUAUGCAUAUCAUAUUAUAAUGAUCGUGAUUUUUUAAAGAAAGAAUAAAUUAUUAAUUAUUAUGCAUAAAAUACAUAGAAAAUACCAAUGCCUGUGUUGUCAACUUGAUCUUUAAAAAAACCUAAAAUGCCUGUGUUAAUUGAACUUACAGUAAAGAAAAAAAAACUUACACUAGAAAUAAUCAUAUGUUAACUCCAUAACUCUUAGCCAUUUACUGUGUGAAACAAGUAUGUUUUACUGUAAAUUUGAGUGCUCUGACUGCAAGUUUAUAUCCUUAGGAAAAAAAAAAUUAUAUGCCUUGCUCACCAUGAUUUGUUUGCAUCUAUCAUUAAAGGAUGCUUGAAUAAAAAAAGAAAACAUUGACAUCUAUGAAAAAAAUAUAUUUAAUGGUUUUGUUAUGUAUGAAGGUAUACUCAUAAAUGUUCUAGUUUGAUUCAUGUGUUCAAGGCACUUGAUGAGGAAGACUCCCGAAAGAAUCCAUUGAAUAUGAAAAGACAUGAAAAGGACUUGCGAAAACAGAAGAGAUGUAAGAUGUACAAUAUAUAUAUUUUACUGUUCGCCUUGCAUAUUGGUAGAGUUUUUGCUACGCAUUUGAAUUUUUGUGGGUUCAUUCAUAUGUGAAAGUGAUUCUAAAAAACUUUACAAGUUAAUUCACACUUUGUAGGGAAUGCUUUUUCCUUGCUGUUGUCGAGCAAAAUCCCUACUCAGUGAGAAGUAUUGACGGGUGGGCAUGCUGUAGAAACCCAGGUUUCAAAGCUACAACUCGAGCCCUUAAUUGUGUGGCUACUGCAGUAAAUGGCAAUUCAAAAUUUGUAGAUAUGAAUAAUUUAUUGUUUAUGAUUGAUUGCCCUGUAAUUAUUGGAUCAAAUCUACUUUGUGGAAAAUUUGUAAUUUGUGAAAUGACCACCAUAUAAGUGAAAAUGACUGGGUGUUGCAAAUGUCCUUGGCCAUUCUCUAUCAAACUUGAUGUCAGUGUAACGAUUAUAUGUGAUUAUGUCUCAAAAUGGAAUUACCAUGGUCUUAUAUUGUAAGAUAUACGAGAGUGAUACAAGGGUGGUUUAUGAAACUGCUAUGUCAGAUUCAUAGGGACAUAUUAUUAAGUGUACGAAAGGGUCACGAGUGCCAUGUGAAGUUGUGUGUGAAGUCAUGCGUAAAAUUACGAACCGCUUUAAAAAAACAGCCCCCUGUAUUAAUGACUACAUUAUGUUCAUUAAGAUGCAUAGUUCUGUAUGUAGCCAUCUUAGAAACAAUCAUUUCAUUGUCAUAAUAUAAUGAGGUAUCCUGCCAUGUAAUUUUUUUUAAAUACCAUAUUAAAAUGCACAACUAUACAUUUAUGUGCAGCUUUGAAAAGCAGAGUACAAGAAUCAACAUUUGCAUGCACUACGAGCCAAUUAUUUUGCCAAAGAUCCACUCAAAUGAAGCCCACAUUUCAUGUUCGCAAAUUUGGCUGAUUCUAAAGUAAAUACUCUGAAGCUCUGAAAAUGCACUAAACUGGCACAGUUGUAUUUUGCAGCUUAGCUUUCCAUUUGGGCAUAAUUUAUCAAUUGAUUUUAAUGCUUCCAAUAAAGUCAUUUAUUAUUGUACAAGUUCAAGAAAAUCUUUUGGUGAAUAGCUACAUGUUAUUGUGUGGGUUUAUAUGACUUUGGGCCGACCAAUUCAAUUUUAAAACUUUUGUAUGACAUAGAAUGUUUGAGUUUCUAGUAUUGAGAAACAACAUUGAUACUAUAUUCACUUUUUUAUUGACCUUUUUAUGGUGACCAAUAUUACUUUUAACGAAUCAGUUUCAUUUUUAGCAUGAGUUUUGAUAAUAUGAGUUAUUCAACAUGUGUUGCCCAUUUUCCAUCCUUUGUUAUUGAGAGAUAUAUUUAAUUGAACAGAGCUCUCAACUUUCAAAAAGUGGGAAACUUUUCAUUUAAUUGCACAUUUAAACACUACUUGGCAUCAUGAUACUAAAAGCACACACUUAAUUCCAUCUUUCUGCUUUAUUUUUCCAGUAUUUCUCGUAACAGAAUAUGAAAGAAAUUAUAUAAAUGUCUGUGUACAUACUUCAUUUCUAUGAUAAAUGUUCCAGUACAGGAAUAACAAUUUUCAUAAAGAAUUGUACAGAAACAGCGAGCUAUGGUCAGUUGCAUUAUUUUCAUGUAAUGAAUAAACUAGAGGUAAUUUGUAAACCUUGAAA
This is a messenger RNA of Lytechinus pictus (painted urchin), 8541 nucleotides long. RefSeq names its product DNA-directed RNA polymerase II subunit RPB1-like. The transcript is spliced from 27 exons. Bases 242 to 6007 code for a protein of 1921 amino acids. Gene Ontology annotation, biological process: transcription by RNA polymerase II. Gene Ontology annotation, molecular function: DNA binding. Gene Ontology annotation, cellular component: RNA polymerase II, core complex. The record is from RefSeq and is a predicted model, not a curated record. Lineage: Eukaryota; Metazoa; Echinodermata; Echinoidea; Temnopleuroida; Toxopneustidae.